AUGGGCAUCAAAGGCAUUUACAAAGAGCUCGGCCCGGGCAAGCGAAUAUCGCUCUCCAAGCUUGCGGCUGACAGCUUGGAGUCGACAGGUCGACCUUAUCGUAUUGCCAUCGACUUUGCAAUAUGGCACUUCCAGACGCAGGCUGCGCAAGGUGGCACUAAUCCCGCAUUGAGGACUCUCUUCUAUCGUCUAGUCCGACUCCUCGGAACCCCAAUACAGCCAAUCUUUGUGUUUGACGGGCUGAAUAAGCCCCAGUUCAAACGAAAUAAACGAUCAGGCCGAGGAGACGGUGCUGCAACGGCUGCGGCUAAACACCUAAUACGACUAUUCGGAUUCCCUACCCACGAUGCUCCAGGCGAAGGAGAAGCAGAAUGUGCCUUGCUCCAGCGGCACGGAGUAGUUGACGCCGUUCUUAGCGAAGAUGUCGAUACAAUAAUGUUUGGGUGUACAAAAACGCUCCGCAAUUGGUCAUCCGAGACGAAGACUUCGACAGCACCGACCCACGUUUCACUAUAUGACGUUGACGACAUGGCCUUGGGGCCCUUGGGUCUUGAUCGUGAGGGCAUGGUGCUGAUUGCGUUGAUGAGUGGCGGUGACUAUCUUCCUGACGGGAUUCCCGGGUGCGGUGUCAAAGUAGCUUGUGAGGCGGCCCAGGCCGGCUUUGGCAAAUCAGUUUGCCGCCUCAAGGCAUCCGAUAGAGACGGUAUACAGGCAUGGCGGAAUUCUCUGCGGCACGAAUUACAAACCAACGAAAAGGGCUGUUUUAGGACAAAACACAAAGCGUUAAAGAUACCACAAGACUUUCCAAACAUCGAAGUUCUCCGCUACUACACCCACCCGGUUGUGUCUUCAGAAUCCAAUAUCGAGGCGAUUCGUCAGAAAAUGGAGCAAAGGCAAGCAUUCCAUCUAGAAGCAUUACGCGAGUUCACGCGAGAGACUUUCGACUGGGACUACCGUACGGGAGCUUUGAAGUUUAUCCGAGUCAUAGGACAGGCAAUGUUAGUCCGCAAUAUGGCCAACUCCAAUAUGCCCGAACUCCAGCACGUCAAGCGUAUUUCUGGGCGACGAACACACUUUAGCACAGAUGGUACGCCAGAGCUACGCUUGGCCUAUAUCCCCGAGGAAGUUGUACCCAUCGACUGGGCCAAAGAGGUCGACGAGAUUGUUGAUUCUGGCCGGACGGGAUUGGCGCUGAAUAGCGAUGAAGAAUUCGACGUUCAUGAGGAGAUUCCUGCCGUUAAUGCUCGAAAAAUAUUUGAUGUUUCCAAACCCGAUCUGGCCUGGGUGCUGGAAGGUUUGGUGAAGAAGCACGCCUCUGACGUUUUCCAAGAAUGGCAACUAAGGGAACAGGCCAAGGCUGUCCGACGAUCUCCUACAAAGACAAAAAAAACAAGGGGUAUCGCCAAGGCUCUCAAGGCCUCGGACAUGCCCCGAGGCUCCCUCGACAAAUAUGUCACAGUAACAAAGGCAGCUGUCUCUGGCAAUCAGACCUCUUCAAAGGCUCGUGAGCCAAGUCUGUCUCCUCUGAAAAGCCUCGCGCGCCCCAGUGCUAGACCGAGCAUAAGUAAGCAAUCCUCGUCCUCGCCUACGAGGAGUCCGAAACCAACGACAACCAGUGAAGGAAUCGACGGCUCACCAGUUACGCCUAGAUCGUCCAGCAGGCAGCCAGACGCGAUUUAUAUUUCGUCAAGCCCACCAGCUCCAGUGUCCAACAGUCCUGCCCCGCCUACGUCUAUUUCAGCAUCAACCCCCAGCGUGGUUUCCAAACUCCAACUGUCAAAGGGGGUUCCUGAGUCAAUAUGCUCGAUCGUUGAGGCGAGCCACUCCUCUGCGGGUCUGAGAAAUCCGUUGCAGCGGCAAAGAAGACGGCAAGAAGCUGAAACGUGCAGCCCCGUCCCGAAACAGUCUUGCAUGGAACUGUUUCUCAGUAAAUCCGAAACAAGGGCGACGGAAAAGCGAGCAACACUGUCAGAGAGAGAGAAGGGAAGGAGGAUAAACUACGACUCGGACUUGGAAUCAAUACCCGCACGGCCCGUCAGGCAUACUCGGCAAGUCUCGGUCGAGGAGGCGGCUGCAGUUGGCGGAGAGGCGGCGUCGUCUGAGAAACCCGGACUGUCACCAAAGAAGAAGCUUUUUAGGGCAAGGGCUUCAGGGUCCGGGUUUUUCGAGGAAGUUGAACUAUGUGAGGAGGAGCGCCAUGCGGAGCUGAAUGCGGAAUUGGGCAGAAAAGGAGUCGCCGUUCGAUGGAGUGAUGUGUCAGUCAUUGAUUUGACAGGGGAUGAAGAGCAGCAAACACGCGCCGGGCUUGGUUUGCACGGGGAUUGA
Messenger RNA from Metarhizium album ARSEF 1941, 2325 nucleotides. RefSeq names its product DNA repair protein (XPGC)/ Rad. Lineage: Eukaryota; Fungi; Ascomycota; Sordariomycetes; Hypocreales; Clavicipitaceae. The transcript has 3 exons. The coding region runs from base 1 to 2325 and encodes 774 amino acids. Gene Ontology annotation, molecular function: DNA-binding transcription factor activity; sequence-specific DNA binding; crossover junction DNA endonuclease activity. Gene Ontology annotation, biological process: regulation of DNA-templated transcription. The record is from RefSeq and is a predicted model, not a curated record.